AUGGCCAUCGUCGUCACUCCUCCCCCGCCGCCGUCGCCCGCGUCCCCUGGUGAGCGGGCCGUCGUCGGCGACCACCACCACCAGGUCCCUCGCAAACCUCUCGCGCGCGCCAAGUCGAAGCGUAAGACGAUUAUGGAAUUUAUUGACGGGUGGUGGGAUCUCGGAUUGUUGGAGGCGCAGAGGCAGAAUAAACUUGCCAGGGCGGCUUCGUCCAAGGUCCCUAAAGCCUGA
Colletotrichum truncatum is the source of this 231-nucleotide messenger RNA. RefSeq lists its product as uncharacterized. The record is from RefSeq and is a predicted model, not a curated record. NCBI's taxonomy places the organism in Eukaryota, Fungi, Ascomycota, Sordariomycetes, Glomerellales, Glomerellaceae.